Molecule: messenger RNA, 276 nt
Organism: Staurois parvus
Lineage: Eukaryota; Metazoa; Chordata; Amphibia; Anura; Ranidae
Source: the annotation of a GenBank genome assembly
UCACUUUUACAACUUUCAAAUUUCCCGCCGGUUCCGUCCCCCGUACGUCCCGACAUCGCAGGGAACAGAACCCAGAAGACAGAUGCCGGCAUCGGCCGGAGGACAUUACAAGGGACACUGCAGGGGGGACAUCGCGGGAGCUCAGGACAAGGUAAGUGAAGAACACAUGCCGGAGCAGCGCCGCAUGGUAUUCCCGAGUGUAGCUCGGGGUUACCGCUUUUGGUACUGAAAUGUUACCCCGAGCUACACUCGGGAAUACCGCCAGGGAGGUUAAUG